Molecule: messenger RNA, 849 nt
Organism: Schistosoma spindalis
Lineage: Eukaryota; Metazoa; Platyhelminthes; Trematoda; Strigeidida; Schistosomatidae
Source: the annotation of a GenBank genome assembly
GAUGCUCGGCAUCCUCAAGGUCGUGCGGUCAAUGUUCCUGAAGGAAUGUUCGCAUGGAUAUUGCUUUCGAAUUGGCUUGUGAAGCACUCAAAUGUAACGAAGUUCCAGUAGGAUGUGCUUUUGUUUAUAAUGGAGAAGUGAUUGCAUCUGGUCGCAACGAAGUAACUGAUUAGUAGGAGUUUUGUGAUUUCUAGGUGAAUGCAACUAGAGAUGCUACUCAACAUGCUGAGAUGGUGACUAUUAGACGACUGGAACAAUGGUGCCGAAAUAACGGAAAGGAGCUUGACAAGGUUUUGACCGAAUGCGACCUUUUUGUUACAGUGGAACCCUGCAUUAUGUGUACGGCUGCAUUACGGUUUUGUCUUCCAGCUCAUCUGAAAAGUAUUACAUAUGGUGCUCGUAAUGAACGCUUCGGUGGAUGUGGUUCAGUCCUAAGUGUACACAAUUCUCCUAGUCCAGUCGCUCCACUAAACUGCAUAUCCGGAGUUGAAGCAGAGGCAGCUGUUAAACUGCUAAAGAAGUUCUAUGCACAAGAAAAUGAAAAUGCUCCCGAAGAACUUCGAAAACGCAAGCGUGUUAUGUAGUUGUACUAAGUAACUGAGCGUUUUUAUUUUACCAUCGACUUUUUGUUGUAAAUAUAUGCAUAUGAAUGACCCAUCGGUGUUAUGAAUACUGUAUCUGACGUAUCCUGAGUAUGUUGGUCGAUUAAUCCACUUUUUAUCCCUAAAAUAAAUAUCUGAACAAACUCCUUUUUAACUUAUUGUGUUACAAACAAAUUUCAGAAACGCUCGGAUCUUUACUGUAAAUGAAAUAUUUUUAAUCGCGUUGUUCAAUAUAAAACAUCCCCAU